AUGUAUUUGCUUCACCAUCCUUUCACAUGGGACACCCGCGAUAAACCGACAUGGUGGGAAUGCUAUGGUGGUGAUACACUUCUUGGCAUGGAUUUGCAAUGGAGCCGGUCACCAAGCGUCACGUCUUCCAUCGGCACUUGGCCUGUUUGUGCUCCCCCGAAAGACUUUGGCAGAAUGGCGAACGGGGCUCUGGGUGCUAUUCAUCCACUUGGGCUGAUCUUGGAUCAAGAGGAGAGUACGGAUAUGCACCACACGUUUAUUCAUGAUACUGAUAUUACUAUGAAUAGUCGGCAGAUGUGGCUCGCUCUUAAGAUGAUUCUUGAUGGCUUUGUUCGUAUGAUAGACCAAAGUAAAGUUCUGGCUGUUAAAGAGGAUAGUUGCGAUGAAGAACAAUAG
This is a messenger RNA of Bipolaris victoriae FI3, 396 nucleotides long. RefSeq lists its product as hypothetical. The transcript has 2 exons. The record is from RefSeq and is a predicted model, not a curated record. The coding region runs from base 1 to 396 and encodes 131 amino acids. Lineage: Eukaryota; Fungi; Ascomycota; Dothideomycetes; Pleosporales; Pleosporaceae.